AUGGGACAUCUCGACGUCUCAACAGUCAGCCCUCCUUCUCACCCUUUCCCCCACCAAGUCAGCCCUCCUUCUCACCCUUUCCCCCUCCAAGUCAGCCCUCCUUCUCACCCUUUCCCCCACCAAGUCAGCCCUCCUUCUCACCCUUUCCCCCACCAAGUCAGCCCUCCUUCUCACCCUUUCCCCCACCAAGUCAGCCCUCCUUCUCACCCUUUCCCCCACCAAGUCAGCCCUCCUUCUCACCCUUUCCCCCACCCAGCCAGCCCUCCUUCUCACCCUUUCCCCCACCAAGCCAGCCCUCCUUCUCACCCUUUCCCCCACCAAGUCAGCCCUCCUUCUCACCCUUUCCCCCACCAAGUCAGCCCUCCUUCUCACACUUUCCCCCACCCAACCAGCCCUCCUUCUCACCCUUUCCCCCACCCAGCCAGCCCUCCUUCUCACCCUUUCCCCCACCCAGCCAGCCCUCCUUCUCACCCUUUCCCCCACCAAGUCAGCCCUCCUUCUCACCCUUUCCCCCACCAAGCCAGCCCUCCUUCUCACCCUUUCCCCCACCCAACCAGCCCUCCUUCUCACCCUUUCCCCCACCAAGUCAGCCCUCCUUCUCACCCUUUCCCCCACCCAGCCAGCCCUCCUUCUCACCCUUUCCCCCACCAAGGCAGCCCUCCUUCUCACCCUUUCCCCCACCAAGUCAGCCCUCCUUCUCACCCUUUCCCCCACCCAGCCAGCCCUCCUUCUCACCCUUUCCCCCACCAAGUCAACCCUCCUUCUCACCCUUUCCCCCACCAAGUCAGCCCUCCUUCUCACCCUUUCCCCCACCCAGCCAGCCCUCCUUGUCACCCUUUCCCCCACCAAGUCAGCCCUCCUUCUCACCCUUUCCCCCACCCAGCCAGCCCUCCUUCUCACCCUUUCCCCCACCAAGUCAGCCCUCCUUCUCACCCUUUCCCCCACCAAGUCAGCCCUCCUUCUCACCCUUUCCCCCACCCAGCCAGCCCUCCUUCUCACCCUUUCCCCCACCCAGCCAGCCCUCCUUCUCACCCUUUCCCCCACCAAGCCAGCCCUCCUUCUCACCCUUUCCCCCACCAAGUCAGCCCUCCUUCUCACCCUUUCCCCCACCAAGUCAGCCCUCCUUCUCACCCUUUCCCCCACCCAGCCAGCCCUCCUUCUCACCCUUUCCCCCACCCAGCCAGCCCUCCUUCUCACCCUUUCCCCCACCAAGUCAGCCCUCCUUCUCACCCUUUCCCCCACCAAGUCAGCCCUCCUUCUCACCCUUUCCCCCACCCAGCCAGCCCUCCUUCUCACCCUUUCCCCCACCCAGCCAGCCCUCCUUCUCACCCUUUCCCCCACCCAGCCAGCCCUCCUUCUCACCCUUUCCCCCACCAAGUCAGCCCUCCUUCUCACCCUUUCCCCCACCAAGUCAGCCCUCCUUCUCACCCUUUCCCCCACCAAGUCAGCCCUCCUUCUCACCCUUUCCCCCACCCAGCCAGCCCUCCUUCUCACCCUUUCCCCCACCAAGCCAGCCCUCCUUCUCACCCUUUCCCCCACCAAGUCAGCCCUCCUUCUCACCCUUUCCCCCACCAAGUCAGCCCUCCUUCUCACCCUUUCCCCCACCCAGCCAGCCCUCCUUCUCACCCUUUCUCCCACCCAGCCAGCCCUCCUUCUCACCCUUUCCCCCACCAAGCCAGCCCUCCUUCUCACCCUUUCCCCCACCAAGUCAGCCCUCCUUCUCACCCUUUCCCCCACCAAGUCAGCCCUCCUUCUCACCCUUUCCCCCACCCAGCCAGCCCUCCUUCUCACCCUUUCCCCCACCCAGCCAGCCCUCCUUCUCACCCUUUCCCCCACCCAGCCAGCCCUCCUUCUCACCCUUUCCCCCACCAAGUCAGCCCUCCUUCUCACCCUUUCCCCCACCAAGUCAGCCCUCCUUCUCACCCUUUCCCCCACCCAGCCAGCCCUCCUUCUCACCCUUUCCCCCACCCAGCCAGCCCUCCUUCUCACCCUUUCCCCCACCCAGCCAGCCCUCCUUCUCACCCUUUCCCCCACCAAGUCAGCCCUCCUUCUCACCCUUUCCCCCACCAAGUCAGCCCUCCUUCUCACCCUUUUCCCCACCCAGCCAGCCCUCCUUCUCACCCUUUUCCCCACCAAGUCAGCCCUCCUUCUCACCCUUUCCCCCACCAAGUCAGCCCUCCUUCUCACCCUUUCCCCCACCAAGCCAGCCCUCCUUCUCACCCUUUCCCCCACCAAGUCAGCCCUCCUUCUCACCCUUUCCCCCACCCAGCCAGCCCUCCUUCUCACCCUUUCCCCCACCCAGCCAGCCCUCCUUCUCACCCUUUCCCCCACCAAGUCAGCCCUCCUUCUCACCCUUUCCCCCACCAAGUCAGCCCUCCUUCUCACCCUUUCCCCCACCCAGCCAGCCCUCCUUCUCACCCUUUCCCCCACCCAGCCAGCCCUCCUUCUCACCCUUUCCCCCACCAAGUCAGCCCUCCUUCUCACCCUUUCCCCCACCCAGCCAGCCCUCCUUCUCACCCUUUCCCCCACCCAGCCAGCCCUCCUUCUCACCCUUUCCCCCACCAAGCCAGCCCUCCUUCUCACCCUUUCCCCCACCAAGUCAGCCCUCCUUCUCACCCUUUCCCCCACCAAGUCAGCCCUCCUUCUCACCCUUUCCCCCACCCAGCCAGCCCUCCUUCUCACCCUUUCUCCCACCCAGCCAGCCCUCCUUCUCACCCUUUCCCCCACCAAGCCAGCCCUCCUUCUCACCCUUUCCCCCACCCAGCCAGCCCUCCUUCUCACCCUUUCCCCCACCAAGUCAGCCCUCCUUCUCACCCUUUCCCCCACCAAGUCAGCCCUCCUUCUCACCCUUUCCCCCACCCAACCAGCCCUCCUUCUCACCCUUUCCCCCACCCAGCCAGCCCUCCUUCUCACCCUUUCCCCCACCCAGCCAGCCCUCCUUCUCACCCUUUCCCCCACCAAGUCAGCCCUCCUUCUCACCCUUUCCCCCACCAAGUCAGCCCUCCUUCUCACCCUUUCCCCCACCCAGCCAGCCCUCCUUCUCACCCUUUCCCCCACCCAGCCAGCCCUCCUUCUCACCCUUUCCCCCACCCAGCCAGCCCUCCUUCUCACCCUUUCCCCCCUCGAUCUCAGCCCGUUCCCCACAUUUCCCACCUUCCCAACUCACCCUCGCUUCCGGUGGCAGAGAGCGCGGUUGGUCCAGAAGGUGGCGAUGGAUGGACACAGGCGAAUGGCCUGAGCCGCCGCCUCUUCUGCCGCCCUCGCCUCGUCUGGAACCUUCCGCGCGACCCCAACUAA
Molecule: messenger RNA, 3297 nt
Organism: Closterium sp. NIES-65
Lineage: Eukaryota; Viridiplantae; Streptophyta; Zygnematophyceae; Desmidiales; Closteriaceae
Source: the annotation of a GenBank genome assembly